Messenger RNA from Corticium candelabrum, 5239 nucleotides. RefSeq names its product myosin-2 heavy chain-like. Lineage: Eukaryota; Metazoa; Porifera; Homoscleromorpha; Homosclerophorida; Plakinidae. Bases 47 to 4897 code for a protein of 1616 amino acids. The transcript is spliced from 13 exons. The record is from RefSeq and is a predicted model, not a curated record.
CGUGCACGUGAGUCUUCGUGUCGAGGUGGUGACACUGACUAUAUCGAUGUCUUGCCCCGCCGAACCCCAAGACGUUGCCUCCCAGCUAUUUAACAAGUUCUGCGACUCAAGCGAUUUACAAGACAUUCUCAACGCCUUCCAGACGCUCCGCACCGAGCUCCACCUCGACGUCGCCCAAAGCGACUUCUACACUCAACUGAAAUCGAAACUAUCGAACUGGAAGAGCCGUUCGCUAUGGGAAAUACUCGACAAACGCGUCGACUGCCCCGUCUACGAAGGCGGCAUGGCAUGCGGAGGCGCCAAAGUGUUGGUCGUAGGCGCUGGGCCAUGUGGCCUCCGAUUUGCCGUCGAGGCUGCGCUGCUUGGCGCCUCCAGAGUCGUCGUGGUCGAGAAACGGCGCGGCUACACGCGUAACAACGUGCUACAUCUGUGGCCGUAUCUCAUUACGGAUUUGCGAGGUCUGGGAGCGAAGAAGUUCUAUGGGAAGUUCUGUGCCGGUUCGCUGGAUCAUAUCAGUAUUCGUCGGUUACAGUGCUUGCUACUAAAAGUGUCUCUACUUCUGGGUGUGGAGGUGUACACUGGGGUGCAGUAUAAUGAUAUAGUUGAACCAGCAGGUGGACACGGAUGGAGAGCCAGUUUUCAGCCGUCGAUCAGUUCAAUCAGUGACUUUGACUUUGAUGUCGUCAUAGGAGCGGAUGGUCGAAAGAGUAGUCUGUUGAAGAGAGGAUUCAAACAGAAGGAAUUUCGAGCUCAGCUUGCUAUAGCAAUUACGGCCAACUUUGUGCAUGGCAACACAACGGCGGAGGCAUCGGUACCAGAGAUAAGUGGCGUUGCGUACAUUUAUCAUCAAGACUUUUUCAAGAAGUUAUCUGAACAAUUUGGAAUUGACUUGGAGAAUAUUGUGUAUUAUAAAGACGAGACGCAUUACUUUGUGAUGACGGCGAAGAGGCACAGUCUGUUGAAUAAAGGAGUUUUGAAAAAGGAUUACAGUGAUGCUGUUCAGUUGGUUGCUAGCAGCAAUGUUGAUCACGGCAAGCUUUACCAGUAUGCCAGAGAGGCUGCAGAGUAUGUGACGAAGAAGGAGCUGCCUCACUACGACUUUGAACCAAUGACAGACGGGCGUCCUGACGUAGCACUUUUUGACUUUACAUCAAUGUAUGCGGCAGAUCAUGCGGCUCGAAUACUGGAACGCAAUGGCAAACGUCUCAUGCUUGCCCUGGUGGGAGACAGCAUUCUUGAGCCAUUUUGGCCUUUAGGCACUGGUGCUGCUCGUGGCUUUCUCAGCUGCAUGGAUGCAGCAUGGAUGAUGAAGAAAUUUAUAAAAGGUGGUGAUCCUCUUGUGUUGCUUGCUGAAAGAGAAAACAUCUUUCAUCUACUUCCACAAACAUCACCCAAGAAAAUGGUAGAAAAUUAUGCUUGUUAUACAAUCAAUCCUACGACCCGGUAUCCAGCAAUACAAGAGUACAUCAAACCUACGGAGGUCACUCAGCUCUAUGACUCUGACCGAGUGAUAAGUCCAGCAGAUAAAUCUGUGGACAAACCAGCGGGUGCUGGAAAGAGGAAACCAAAGGUCCCACUACCAGAACAGGCAAAGAAAGUAAAAGGUGCAUCAGACCUGAAGAUGAAAAAAUCUAUGUUACGUAAACAUCGUCCUUCACGAUUUGUUGUAAUAAAGAAACAUAGUACAACAUUGCAUAGUGGAACAGCAACGCCAUCAUCUUGUCUGCAAUCACCGACAUCUAAAACAGAAUCUCCUACAUCACCAACGUUUAAAUUAAAUGGUUCUACUGAAUCUGAGAUGCAGAAAAGCGAUCUAUCUAUUGUGGAUGCCAAGAAACCUUUAGUCUCGUUUGAUGUUGGAAAUGUGAGUAAUCAAGAACAGCAUGUAAAUGAUGAACAAAUGACAGAGAGUGCUAAUCAAGACAGGGCAAGAGUAGGUGUAACUAGGGGAGUGAAGUUUGGUAAUGUAGUAAAUAAAACUGAUGUGACAUCUGGAAAAGAGUCGAGCAAGUUGACGCCUAGUCAAGCAGGUUAUGAGAAACAUGCAAAAUCUGAAGAUCAUGUCAGCAGUCCUGCUGCCAAAUGGAAACGGCAGCAGCAAACCAUUUUACCCAAAGACCAAAAAGAUAAGGAAGAACGAAACAGAGCAUUAGAAGACAGACAAACGAGAGGAAAAGAAAGAAUUCAGAAAGAGAAGAAAGACAAGGAAAGACAAGAGAAAGAGAAGAAAGACAAAGAAAGACAAGAGAAAGAAAAGAAGGACAAGGAAAGACAAGACAAAGAAAAGAAAGACAAGGAAAGAUUAGAAAAACAGAAGAAAGAGAAAGAAAGGCGAGAAAAAGACACCAAGGAAGAGCAGAAGGACAAGGAAAGACUUGAGAAAGAGAAGCAGAAGCAACAAAAGGAGAUGGAGAAAAUGUUGGAGAAAGACAAGAAGGAGAAGGAAAGAGCAGAGAAAGAGAAGCAGAAACAGCAAAAAGAGAGGGAGAAACUGUUGAAGAAAGAUGUGCUCGAAAAAGAAGCUGCAGAGAAAAAGAGAAAAGAGAAAGAGAAAGCAGAGAAACUAGAGAUAGAGAAAAGAGAGAAAGAGAGCAAACAGAAAGAGCUGCUAGAGAAACAUACAAACAAACAGCAAAGAAUGGAGACAGCUAAUAAAGGACAGAUAGUCCCAAUACCAAAGCCUAAACCGGAAAGGAAAAUAAUUGAAAUGGAAAAACAGAGAAAUGCAUUAAGCAAUGAUGAGAAUAAGCACAGCCAACCAGCAAGUAACGAGCAAGAAUUACACUUGAAGGAGGAAGAUGAUCAGCUGAAAGGAACAAUAGCUACUGUGAAGUCAAAUCCAUUUGUUACACAAGACGUAGCUCGUGCUGUGGCUGAAAGAAAACCUUCACCAUUGCGGAAGUCUGCCCGAGCAAAGAAGUCGCCUGUCAAGCAUGUGUCUUCUCCUGAUCGACAACUACCAGGAAAGCCAACUGCUCAUUUGCUUGGUCACAAUCAGAUGUCUGGAAAAGGACUAUCGAAAGCACGAGGGGCAGCUUACUAUCUUUCUAAACAAAGGGAUUCUAUUGGCAAAGAGUCAUCUGUAAGUUCAAAACUAUUUGAGGGAGAGAGGACUGGAUCAAGUGGGCAUGAACCUGAGGAUGAACUGAUUCGGAGAGUUGCGGUAGGUUGCAUGUACUUUUUGGCUGUGAGAUGUGAGGUGUUACUGUGUAGGGGUUUUGUAUAUCAGAAAGUUGUGCGUGCCAGCUCACUGAAACAGCUGCGUCCUUCCGUUGCAAUUAGGAGAAAGAGGCAGUCGCUGAUCAGACACAAACAUGGCAGGGAUGAAACGGAUUUAAUGGAGGAGGACGAAGAUGAUAAUUUUGAUAUGUCUGAUGAUGAGUACGAGAUGAGCCCAACUGCUUGUAGAAUGUCACUGAUACUGGAGAAAAUGUGUGAUCGACUGGAAAGCAGUCAAGCCGAACUUACACUUCGCAUUCUUGGUGCCCUCACAGCAAAUGUUCAAGAUCAUCCAGAUGAUGACACUUUUCGUAGAGUUCGAGUUAGUAGCUCACAGUUUCAGAUGUCAGUGUGGGGCAUCGAAGAGGCACAGGAAUUUCUGUUUGAGUGUGGAUGGAUGCCAUUUGGUGACUUCAUAGUCCUUGCAGUUGAUGCAAAUCUGUCUGAGGCUCUUUCAAUUCUGGAUGACUUGAUCUGGGACUUCCAAGACAGGCUGAUGAAUGGAGAUGCUGCUGAUGUAGCUGAGCUCGUGAAUGUGAGUGACACCUGGAAGUAUCGCGAUGGGCUGAUUUCGAGGAUCAAGCACAAGAUGCUGUCUAAGAGCAUGUCGUACACAUCGGCUCUAGUUGAAGCAUCAGCUGAUCGACUGCUGCAACGUGAAGAUGAGUUAGGAAAAUUUGCAGUGGAUAAGAACAACUUCAGUCAAUUAGAUCCUCUGUCUUCUGAAGCGUCUACUGCACAGCAUGCUGAGAGAGCUUCCCUAAUAGCGCGACAGCAUUGGCAACAAAUGGAAGGCUCUCUCCAUGUCAGGCCCCCAAAUGCAGCACGAGCUCGGAGGACAUACAGCCAUGGAACCAGUCAAUGUCGGAAAGCAACAUACUCUGCAGUUGUGAGCAGUCGACAGCAUGGAACUAUGAUUGAAAGGAAGGAGCACCAGAUUGAUGAUGCGAAAGCAAAGAGAUUUCUAGAAGAAGAAAGACGUCGACAUAGAUUGAGCAGUACCAGUUCAAUGGAUACUCAAAAUCCUUCUCGUGGUUAUCGGCUUGCAAGUCAAGUUGAUGACGCUUUUGUUGAUGGUGAUGCAGAAACGUCAAAUCAGAAAGAAAGAUUGCCCAGUAGAACUCGUUUCCACCUCCGUCUUGGCUCUGCCCCUGAAUCUGGUGUUUGUUCUCCAUCACCAGCAAGUGAGACUACUUCAUUUUAUGAACCGUUCAAUGUUCAGAAGGCAAAGGAGGAGCUGCAACAAAUGGCUGCUGAAUUGAACAGCAAAUGCUUUUACAAACAAAUCGGUCACACAGCACCGAUCACCAAAGAACAGAAUAGUUAUGUUGAGCGGAAUGGUGAUCAAUCAAAGAAGCAGGAAGAGGCGAAUGAAAGAGAUGAACAAAGAUUGGAGUCAACAGUGGCUGACAGUAGUUCAAGCUUUGAGGAGACCAGAACAGUUACAACUUCUCCAAUUGAAUUGCCUGUGACUUUGGAUGUUGUAUUGAACCAGAACGUCUUAGCAGAAGGGGCGGUCAGUCUCACAACAGCUGAAGACAACAGACUGAAGAAUCAAAAUGGCAGUGAUAAUUCCUUAAAGCCUCAACAAGUUUUAUCUUCCAAAGAGGAAUACGAUGCUGCUAUUAAAGCUUCAAUUGAUGCUCGAGCAAAGCUAGCAAAACUUGGAGCUAAGUAGGCUUGAGGACAGAAAAUUUUAAUUGAGCAAGAACAGAAUUGAAAGAGUGAGUUAUUGAUUGAUAUAUUAUUACAUAGAAACAAUGACUAUUUGCAUGUGCUUCAAUGGCAGCAUUGUAUAGCAUGAGAUGCUUUUAUUUGCUACAAUUAACAACUCAUAGCAUUGAUGAUCAAAGCUAUCUUGAUUAUUCAGUGACAUUAGUUUAUAAUAUUGCAAUUGAGAAGUUUACUCUCAGUGUUUUGCUGAUGUACUUUGAGUAAGAGGAACAUACAUUGCUGAAUGCAUUACUGAGCUGCUAAUCUAAUUGAUGAAUAAGGAAUUAAGGCAAUAAAUUUACGUUGU